This is a messenger RNA of Salvia hispanica, 948 nucleotides long. The record is from RefSeq and is a predicted model, not a curated record. Lineage: Eukaryota; Viridiplantae; Streptophyta; Magnoliopsida; Lamiales; Lamiaceae.
AAUAUCGCUUUCUUCUCAACAUGAUUCGUUAAUAGAGAGAAAUCGUGCAGCGAUUCUAUUAGCACUUUUGUAAGAGACGCAUUGGUGAUCAGAAAAAAUGGAGUGCGCCGCAAAGUGCGGUGGAACGCCGUGCUCCGGCCCUCCGAUCCGCCGUUGCCAACGUUGCCAAGCCGUUGCGUACUGCUCCCUCGCUCACCAGGUUUUGCACAGAAGUGCGCAUAAAAGAGAGUGUGAGAGGUUCCAGCAGCAAAUGAAGCGCGCUAACACCUUGAAUGAUUUCCCUUUCACAUUCACCCAAAUCCAGGAUACAAGGUGUUCAUUUUUAAAUAGGCUUGGCGUCCACCUUUUAGGAAUGUGGAUUUGUGAAUGCAGCUGUGGAGGAAUCUCAGCCUCUAGUUAUGACCAUUCAAGAUUGAUGAGUAGUUGGAAUCUUCCAAGUGAGUUAUGUCCUUGCAGAGGACCAUCCUCUCCAAUACCUGACUGCCUAACUUCUUGGAAGGACUACUACGAGUGGAGGCACAUCCCUUUUUGUAGCCCUGCUUCUUUUCUUCUUCAUUGGCCCUUAACAAUAUUCCGGGCCAUUCAGCUUGCAACUCUUGAAAGCUUGCUACCUGAAUUCGCCAACGAACUGCGAAUACAUUAUCUAGGACCAGGAAGGGAACUUCUUCAGCUGGCAAUCUUUGGGGAGCUGCAAGCACUCUUCCCAGGAGUAAAGCUGUACAUCGAUCUUGUUGGACCUGCAAUUCCAAAUGUCAGGGACGGUGAAAAGAUUGAUCUGUGUACUUAUGCUCAGUGUAAUGACAUGGGCUGUGGGUGCCAGAGUUCUGCUGAUAGUUACCGCGGAAGGGUAGAUACUCGUCUCUCUUCUGCAAUCACAUUACGACUCCAUGCAGGCUGUUAUCAUGACUGUUACAGAGAAUUACUGCAGGUUGCAACCAGAAACCAGUG